Messenger RNA from Prunus armeniaca (apricot), 285 nucleotides. Lineage: Eukaryota; Viridiplantae; Streptophyta; Magnoliopsida; Rosales; Rosaceae. The record is from the annotation of a GenBank genome assembly.
AUGGUCAUGACUGCUGCCAGUGGGAAGGGAUUUCAUGCAACAACCGCACCAGUCAUGUCGCCAAAAUGGAUCUCCGCAGCCCAUAUCCAUAUCCCCGGAAGCCAGAUGAGGAGUGGGGCUCUUCUUUUGGGGUGGCAGCAUGGUGGUGGUUGUGGUGUUGGUUGUGGAGGUGGUAGUGGAUGUGGAGAUUUUGGAGGCGGAGGUGGUGGUGGUGGUGGUGGUGGUGAAGGUGGAGGUGGAGGUGGAGGUGGUGGAGGAGGUGGUGGUGGUGGUGGCGGAGGAUGA